GAACAUCUGGAGCUGGCGGCGGUGGCUCCGGUCUAAAGCGCGGGCUGGAGCAGGGGCACGUCCGCCGGCCGGGGCUGAGGGCGGGAUGGCGGCGGCCUGAGGAUCUCGCACGCACAGAACAGCCUGGAUGCCCAGAAGCAGCAGGACACUAUCACUGGCUGCCCGGGCCCUCAGCAGGUGCACAGGACUCUUCCUCGCUCACACACAGCUCUGCUGGCUAAGACCUUCUCCUUGCCUCCCCGGGGCCAGCCCCAGUUGCUGCUACCAGCAGCAGUUACGGCGUGUAUCUCUCCAGGGCCCAGGCAGAAGCCAGGGGGGUGGUGCUGGGGCUUGCCAUCUCUCUCUUGUUUGGAGCACUUGGCCUCGCCAGGCCUGCACUGCUGCCGAGGGCAUGGCGGAGCAGAGGUACUGCGUGGACUACGCCAAGCGCGGCACCGCCGGCUGCAAGAAGUGCAAGGAGAAGAUCGUGAAGGGCAUGGUGCGCAUCGGGAAGAUUGUGCCCAACCCCUUCACCGAGUCUGGAGGGGACAUGAAGGAGUGGUACCACGUGAAGUGCAUUUUUGAGAAGCUGGACAAGGCCCGGGCCACCACCAAGAAAAUUGAAGACAUCACAGACUUGGAAGGAUGGGAGGAGCUCCAGGACGGGGAGAAGGAGUUGAUCAACAAGCACAUCUCAGAAGCUAAUUCCAAGACUGGAGGCACACCGAAGAAGAAAGUGAUAGUCCAAGCCAAGCUGACUGCCACGGGACAGCUGACGACAAAAGAUCCAUUAGCUCUCAUCAAUCCAUCACCAAAGAAGUUCUCUGGCUUCACAGCCAAGCCAAAGAACUCAGAAGAUGAGUCUGCAAACUCUUCCCACAAGUCCAGCCUGUCUGCAAAGAACUGUGACCCGAAGCACAAGGACUGCCUGCUGCGGGAGUUCAGGAAGCUCUGUGCCAUGGUGGCUGAGAAGCCCAGCUACAAUGUGAAAACUCAGAUCAUCCAGGAUUUCCUGAAGAAGGGAUCUGGGGGAGAUGGCUUCCACGGUGAUGUCUACCUGACCAUCAAGCUGCUGUUACCAGGUGUCAUUAAAAUUGUUUACAACUUGAAUGACAAACAGAUUGUGAAGCUGUUCAGUAGGAUCUUUAACUGCAGCCAAGAAGAGAUGGUCCGGGACCUGGAGCAGGGAGAUGUGUCCGAGACCGUGCGCCUCUUCUUCGAGCAGAGCAAGACUUGUCCUCCAGCAGCCAAAAGCCUCCUGACCAUCCAAGAGGUGGAUGAGUUCCUAAUCCAGCUGUCAAAGCUUACUAAGGAAGAUGACCAGCAGAGUGUGCUGCAGCACAUUUCUCGCAGGUGCACAGGCAACGACCUGAAGUGCAUCAUCAGGCUCAUUAAGCACGACUUGAAAAUGAAUGCUGGAGCCAAGCACGUGCUGGACGCUCUGGAUCCCAAUGCUUAUGAGGCCUUCAAAGCCUCACGCAACCUGCACGACGUGGUGGAGAGAGUCCUGAGGAACCAGCAGGAGGCUGAGAAGGUGCCAGGUGUGAAGAAGACCCUCAGUGUGCAGGCCUCCCUGAUGACCCCAGUUCAGCCCAUGCUGGCUGAAGCCUGCAAGUCCAUCGAGUAUGCCAUGAAGAAGUGCCCCAACGGCAUGUACGCCGAGAUCAAGUACGACGGCGAGCGCGUCCAGGUGCACAAGAGCGGAGACCACUUCAGCUACUUCAGCAGGAGCCUCAAGCCUGUCCUCCCACAUAAAGUUGCCCAUUUUAAGGACUUCAUCCCCCAGGCUUUCCCUGGUGGGCAAAGUAUGAUCCUGGAUUCAGAAGUUCUUCUGAUUGACAACAAAACUGGCAAACCCCUUCCUUUUGGGACUCUUGGUGUGCACAAGAAAGCUGCUUUCCAAGAUGCCAACGUUUGCCUCUUUGUGUUUGACUGCAUCUACUUCAAUGAUGUCAGCCUGAUGGACAGGCCUCUCAGCGAGCGCCGGAAGUUCCUGCACGACAACAUGGUGCAGAUCCCCAACAGGAUUCUCUUCUCUGAGAUGAAGCACGUCACGAAAGCCUCAGAUCUGGCAGAGAUGAUCACCAGAGUCAUCCGCGAGGGGCUGGAAGGCCUGGUGUUGAAGGAUAUAAAGGGUACCUAUGAGCCAGGGAAGAGGCACUGGCUGAAGGUGAAGAAGGACUACCUGAACGAGGGUGCCAUGGCUGACACUGCUGACCUGGUGGUGCUGGGAGCUUUCUAUGGGCAAGGCAGCAAAGGUGGGAUGAUGUCCAUCUUCCUGAUGGGCUGCUACGACCCCAAGAGUGAGAAGUGGUGCACUGUGACCAAGUGCGCCGGGGGCCACGACGACGCCACCUUGGCGCGGCUGCAGACAGAGCUGGACAUGGUGAAGAUCAGCAAGGAUCCUACUAAAAUCCCAAGGUGGCUAAAAAUCAACAAAAUCUACUACCCAGACUUCAUUGUCCCAGAUCCAAAGAAAGCCCCAGUGUGGGAGAUCACAGGGGCUGAGUUCUCCAAGGCCGAGGCCCACACCGCCGACGGGAUCUCCAUCCGCUUCCCGCGCUGCACGCGCAUCCGCGACGACAAGGACUGGCAGACGGCCACCAACCUGCAGCAGCUGAAGGAGCUGUACCAGCUCUCCAAGGAGAAGGCUGACUUCAGUGUCACUGCUGGGGAGGACGAUGCUGGAGAGUCCACAGCUGGCAGCAGUGGAGAGAAUGAGGGAAAUUCCAGGUCUUCCACACCACACAGCACCAUCAAAACUUCCCCAAGCAAGUCACCUGCAAAAGCCCAGAAGCCAGAAGAGAGCAAAGCAGUGGUUGGAUCCCCUCCAAAAGCAGAGAAGCGUGGGGAGAAGCGGAAGGCCUCGGAGAUGGAGGACAACGGCAAAACGCCGCUGCUGGACAUCUUCACCGGCGUGAAGCUCUACCUGGCGCCCUCCGUGCAGGACUUCGCGCGGCUCCGGCGCUACUUCAUCGCCUACGACGGGGACCUGGUGCCCGAGUUCGACACGGCCUCGGCCACGCACGUCCUGGGGGGCACCCAGGAGGUGCCCGGCGCUCAGCGCGUCUCCCCCGACUGGAUCUGGGCCUGCAUCCGCAAGCGCAGGCUGGUGGCUCCCUGCUAGC
Molecule: messenger RNA, 3107 nt
Organism: Dryobates pubescens (Downy woodpecker)
Lineage: Eukaryota; Metazoa; Chordata; Aves; Piciformes; Picidae
Gene: LIG3
Product: DNA ligase 3
Exons: 20
Coding region: 128-3106 (992 amino acids)
Biological process (GO): DNA biosynthetic process; mitochondrial DNA repair; DNA recombination
Cellular component (GO): DNA ligase III-XRCC1 complex
Molecular function (GO): ATP binding; zinc ion binding; DNA ligase (ATP) activity
Source: RefSeq, a predicted model, not a curated record